Molecule: messenger RNA, 891 nt
Organism: Rhinocladiella mackenziei CBS 650.93
Lineage: Eukaryota; Fungi; Ascomycota; Eurotiomycetes; Chaetothyriales; Herpotrichiellaceae
Exons: 3
Coding region: 1-891 (296 amino acids)
Biological process (GO): phosphatidylinositol biosynthetic process
Cellular component (GO): Golgi apparatus; membrane
Molecular function (GO): CDP-diacylglycerol-inositol 3-phosphatidyltransferase activity
Source: RefSeq, a predicted model, not a curated record
AUGGGGGAGAAGCAGGAAGGAAACGGCCAUCUUCUGGCCAACGGUCACGCAAAGAUGAACGGCGCAUUGGAAAAGAUUGAAGUCGAGAUUUACAAAGAGGAAAACAUUUUUCUGUUCAUCCCGAACAUUAUUGGGUACACCAGAAUCGUACUUGCCGUUGCCUCCCUUUAUUAUAUGCCCCUUCAUCCACGGACAUGCUCGGGACUGUACAGUUUCUCCUGCAUUCUCGAUGCGGUCGACGGAUUAGCAGCAAGGCGAUAUAACCAGUCCACCACGUUUGGAGCUGUAUUGGACAUGGUGACCGAUCGAUGCACGACGUCGUGUCUGUUGGUGUUUCUGGCCUCUGCCUUUCCAAGAUGGGCCAUUGUUUUCCAAGGGCUGAUCAGCUUGGAUCUGGCAAGCCAUUACAUCCACAUGUACGCAACUUUGACCAUGGGUUCGAGCGGCCAGAGUCAUAAGAAGGUGGAUUCGAGCAGAAGUUAUAUCUUGCACCUUUACUAUACAAACCGAGUGGUUUUGUUUGUCUUUUGUGCCUUGAACGAACUAUUCUUUAUCGCGCUCUACCUCCUCUCCUUCUCCUCGCCUCUUCUGUCGCCCUCGCUUCUCGUCACCAACGAGAGUAUGAGUUCGACUCAACCCGGCUCCCCAGCCCAUCCUAAACCCAGCACAUUGUUUGCCAACCCGUGGAGCGCCGGCGCAUUGGAAAUGGCCCGUGCGAAUAAAAUGGACAGCACGGUGCCUUGGAUUCUGGCGGGGAUCAGCUUUCCGGUCAUGUUCGGGAAGCAAGUGAUCAACGUGAUUCAGCUGGUAAAAGCCAGUAAGUGGCUGGGCGAGGGCGACGUCGCAGCCCGGAAGAAGGCCAGGAUUGCAGCAGGAAAGAAGAAGGCUUGA